AUGAAUGCUCUGGACGAAGAUGAAGCGAAGAGGCUGCAUGACUCCCAACUUGGAAGGCUCCUAAAGACGAUGGAGAAGCCUUCAUUUUCUGGGAGCUUUGGCUAUUACAUGCUCGCUCGGCUUUUGCGUGUGAAGAAGAAGCAUGAGUUAUGGUUUUUAUUUGCUGGUCGCCCAAUAAGAUUUUCUCUUCGAGAGUUUGCUCUAGUUACAGAGCUUGAGUGUGAGAAAUUUGUUCAGACGAGAAAGAUUAAAAAUCUUGUGGCCCAGAAACCGUACUGGCCUGAGCUCUUUGGGUUACUCAAGUCAUGCACAGUUGACUCCGUCAUCCACAUGCGCCAGAAAAGAAAAAUUUCCGACAAGGAGAAGAGAAUCAAAUGCGUCUGCCUCGCUGUUACUGCCUCUGUUCUGGUUCCUACCUCACAUGUUACAAAGAUUGUUCCCGAACAUGUCGAGCUCAUAAGGGACAUAGAUGCAUUUCUUUCAUAUCCUUCGGGUAGAGUUGGGUUUGAUUUGCUUGUCCCUAGCAUCAAAUCCAAAGAUGAAUUGGAACUCUCGCAGAAGACAAUCCCCGUAAAAGGAUUUUUUUAUGCGAUCCAGCUUGUAAUGAUGGCUGCGGUGCCAACGCUUACCGAGGUAGUUCAAGCUCCAUCCGGUGAGUCUGAUAGUGACUAUGAAGAUGAAUGUGACACUGCCGCUGAUGUAUCCACCAGACAAGAGGCCAAUCUCAGUGGCGAUGCCUCUGAUAUGGCUGAAAGAGCAACAUCUUCCGGCGUUGUGAAAAUGAUGCUUAGCCCCAGCCAUGCACGGGAGAUCGACGAAGAUGAGAAGACAUUGAUUUAUUCCAUUAUCCCUACUGACGAGGUCUGUGCUAUCGAAGGGAUGGACUUACGUUGGGCUGACGAAGUUGGUGAUGAGUCCGUAGAUGUUAUGGUCAAGCUUAUCAGCGAAGGUUAUCGUUUUUCCACUGAUAUGUUCACGGGUGGUCUUACAACUGCUGACUUGGUUCGUAUGCGAACUGAUAAGGCUCAGAAAGAGAAAGAAGCUAAAGACAAGAAGAAAAAAGACAAAACAGGCGACUGUUCAUCCUUCUUUGCUACGGUUGAUCAGGAAGGGAUCGCUGAGCUGGCACCUAACUCGGCGGAACUUGGUGAUCCUCCUACACGACAAUGCGUUCCUGAGUCUGAUAAUCAGCAUCAAGCACCUUCAAUCCAUUCUUCAGGCGUGAAGUCAGGUGUUUACAAUGUUCCCAAUCCGAAAACCUCUUUUAAUUGUGGCUCUCAUCCACCGCCCAAUCCUCUAUUUCAACCAACUGCAACUGUGCCGACACAUAUGCAAAAGGCUCCCUCCCUUGCCAUGAGUAAUGAAGAUUUCAUUCGCAGUUUAACUCAAUCUAUAAACGCCCAAGCCAAGGACUCUUCACCCUUCAGUUGUGGCUUCCCUGUUAAUCAUGUGUCACAAUCUCACCCGACCCCUCCGGAUUCAAACAUGGCAUCACAAGACUUACCAACCCAGCCGGCUGAGAUCGAUCCCAAACAUCCAUCUUGCAACGCCAUUGGGGGAAGCACGAAAGCGAUGGAUUUACUGUUGUCUGUAUCACCAUCCUUUUCUCUCGAUUUAACACAAGAUGAACAAUUUGUUGCCCAGAAGUCCGAUGACAUCAAUGACAACGUCUCCGACAAUGAUGAAGUUCUACCCCGCAAAAGCAAAAGAGUCAAGACCUCAUCUGUUGUUUACAAGGAUUAUCAAUGCGGUUUCAACCGUACAGCAGCUGCUAAGUGUGCAUUUUCAAUGCCAUGCGACCCCAACGUCAAUGAUAGUGCUCGGUUUAUGGAGCUGAAAGCCAAGCUUACCCACGACAAACGCCCAAUGGAGAUUUACGAGGGUGCAUCUGUUGUUACCGAAGAUGUCAUUGCCAUUGGCGAUCGAAUCCGUGUGCUUCAUUCUAAGACCGCUGUCAAAGAUCGGUCGAAGUUCAAAAUCCACGGAUCGCUGCUAUCGUACUUCGAGUCAGACAACCCGCGGCGCCCUCUUCCGAAGGCAAUGUACUUCUCCUUCAACUUUGACAAAAGACAUUGGGUUGGCGUAUGUGUGAACAUUCCUAGAGCUGCUAUUGUUGUCCUUGACUGCAACGUAUCUUUUCAUUCUGACAGUGCUCUCAAGCGUGACUUCAACCCCAUCUGCAAUAUGUUUCCUUUCAUUGUCAGAGCCGCAAGCACAAAAGCUUUGCGUGAUGAGAAACCAUUUUCCCUGGAAAGAGUUACGAGCAUUCCACAGAACGAGAUCAACUCAGAUUCAGCCGUCACCGCUGUUUUGCUUAUGCAGGCCCAUGCAAGUGCUAGAUUGGACGGGUGUCGAACCAUUACCCCUGAGGUACUGACGUCGGAGGCCUACAAGUUAGCUGUUAUGUUUUACGAUGAGUUCGGGCCGAGUCCGUAG
Molecule: messenger RNA, 2436 nt
Organism: Eutrema salsugineum
Lineage: Eukaryota; Viridiplantae; Streptophyta; Magnoliopsida; Brassicales; Brassicaceae
Exons: 8
Coding region: 1-2436 (811 amino acids)
Biological process (GO): proteolysis
Molecular function (GO): cysteine-type peptidase activity
Source: RefSeq, a predicted model, not a curated record